Rhagoletis zephyria (snowberry fruit fly) is the source of this 1348-nucleotide messenger RNA. RefSeq names its product putative nuclease HARBI1. The record is from RefSeq and is a predicted model, not a curated record. Lineage: Eukaryota; Metazoa; Arthropoda; Insecta; Diptera; Tephritidae.
UGGAUUUUCUAACUUUUUGAUAUUAGUUAUUUAAUAUCUUGUUGCGUGCAGCAGCUUUCAAUUCCAUGCGGUUAUUGCAAAUUGGAAAAGCGACUUCGAUGAAGCUAUAUAUUCCACUUCAUCGCCGCCAUUCUCAUGGAUGAAGGUUUCUGAAAAAAAUUUAGUACAUUUUUAAUGGAAUGUAAAAGUAAGCAAGGAUAAGGAUAACUCAUCAUUUGAAGGUUCGAAUGUUCCACCUACUAGCGCAGUGAAUACCUGUAGUGGGCUUCGCCAUUCUAUUUUAACGAUUAUCGAAUCGUUAAGAAAACUUGACGAUUUUAACGAUUUGACAAUUCGCUAAACAUAUUUUAACGAUAUUCGCUAUCGCUUGAUCAGCUGUUGUCGUUAACUACUCGAUUACUCGUUAAGUAAACGACGAAUAUUUUGAAGUUGUUAGCGGCAUCGACAAAAGAAAAUUUGAUAUUUCAUUUGAGUAAAAAAAAUAAUAUAAAUCGCGAAUUUACUUAAGUAAUAUAUAAAAGAAAAACUUUUUGUUAAAAAUGGCAUUUGAGUAUUUGGCAUACGUUUUAUCCCAAGAUGAGGAGAUAAUAAGCCCUUCAUCAGUGGAUACACGUUUACUUCGAGAAGUGGACAACCCUUUCCACUUGACUGCAACUGAGUUUCGUAACCUUUACCGAUUAACCCCAGACUUGGUUGAAGAUAUUGUUUCCCAGCUUGAUAGCCAAUUAAGGGGUCGAAGAAUAACUGCGAUAACGACAGAGAAACAGGUUCUAACUGCCUUGCGAUUCUUCGCAACUGACUGUUAUCAACGUCCCGUCGGAGAGCAAUGGGGGAUAUCCAUGAGCCAGUCGUCCGUAAGUCGCUGUAUACAUCGCGUAACGGAUGCAAUAAACCGCACCAUGUUUUUGGCAAAGGUUAGGUUUCCAAUGACCCAAAUAGAGCGGCAAGCUGCAAAAGAAAUUUUCGCCUCAGCAUCCGCACCAUUUGUAGGAGGUACUAUUGGGGCUAUCGAUUGCACUCAUGUGUCAAUCAUGAGCCCAAAACAUCAUGAAGAAGCAUAUGCCAACCACCAUGGGUACCAUUCUAUCAAUGUGCAAAUGAUAUGUGAUCCAAAUCUAAAGAUUUUGGCUGUCAAUGCUAAAUACCCAGGAGCGCGACACGAUUCAUUUAUUUGGAGCUCCUCUGCAGUCCGGAGAGUUAUGCAGCGAAGUUUUGAAAAUGGAAACCAUAACGUGUUUUUGAUUGGUGACUGGCGUUCUCAAAGGAACUUGGCGAUGCUUAUCUCAGCAAAGGACUCUUUUGUAUGAUCCUGGAUUUACUGGAAAAGUAGUAAAUGCUUGCACAGUGU